AGGUGUUUCCUGGUUAAUGAUCACUAGGAUAGCUAGGCGGGCGAGACGAGCAAGUAUCUGUUCCAAGACACAAAACCUGGUAUCUGAUAGACGAUGAAGACUGUAUUCCUGUUGGCAGUGAUCUGCGUAUGGGCGAUCACAUCAUGUGAAGGCGGAAGGUGGAAUUGGUGGUCAUGGCGUCGUAGAACGGUCACCUACACUAUCCGGAACGUCCUGCAGGAGCCCAUGUUUGAGAUGACGCAAACCCUCCGGCUUUACCGCAGAGAGCCCUUCCUGGCUGUCAUGGAGAGAGCUGCCACCGCCAACAGCAGUUUCAGAUUUAGUGCUGAUUACUUCAACCAUAAUCUCGGUUACUUCAUCACGACCAUAAACAAGUUGUCGGCUAACUUUGAGGAAGACAAAACCUUCUGGGAGUUUCUUAGCGCACCAGAUAUCUUUCUCCAGAAAGGCGUGAGUAACUAUUUCCCACGUUCAGGAGAGCACAUUAUCUUCAACUUCACGAUGGGCGGCCAUUCUUAAAUCCAAAUGAUCUGACUUUUGUUAUAUUGCUAUAUUUUUGUAAUAAAAGGGAACGUGUCAGAAUUUUUAAA
Messenger RNA from Liolophura sinensis, 590 nucleotides. RefSeq lists its product as uncharacterized. The record is from RefSeq and is a predicted model, not a curated record. NCBI's taxonomy places the organism in Eukaryota, Metazoa, Mollusca, Polyplacophora, Chitonida, Chitonidae. Bases 94 to 519 code for a protein of 141 amino acids. The transcript is spliced from 4 exons.